Coregonus clupeaformis (lake whitefish) is the source of this 3570-nucleotide messenger RNA. RefSeq names its product CTD small phosphatase-like protein 2-A. The record is from RefSeq and is a predicted model, not a curated record. Gene Ontology annotation, molecular function: phosphoprotein phosphatase activity. The transcript is spliced from 13 exons. Lineage: Eukaryota; Metazoa; Chordata; Actinopteri; Salmoniformes; Salmonidae. The coding region runs from base 516 to 1982 and encodes 488 amino acids.
UCAAUCACCCAGGGUUUCUGACGAGGUAGCUAGCGUUCGCAUUACGUGGGUGCACUCGGUUUACUCCGUAUUGAAACAGAUCUGAGCCGUCAAACCAUGUCAUGAAAAUAAUACAUUUCUUACCGCGUACCUGUGACGUUAUUCAGUGGUUGCUUUUAGCUGCUUUUGCGAUGUUGGGCACGGUGGUGGUACACUGUAAAUUGCAUGUACUGUAAUCCACAUUCCUAUAUACCAACCGCCGAUAAACCCCACUGAAGAAGACACAUUCCUAGACAUCACAAUAGCGCUGGAGUCAGUGUAGAUUUAUCGAGUGCACCCAAAGGGUUUGUGAUGAGGCGGGAAAUGGCGUCCAAAGAGCCCGUCGAUGGUCUGUGGUUCUAAACACAGCUGGCAGCGAUAACGACGGCCAGACCUCUCUCUCGGUGGCCGCCCCGUUGCGGCUACCAGUGUGGACAGGCAAGCGGCAAGUUUGGUUACGAAUUUCUUGGACCAUCGUCUUCCAUGUAACGUGUAGGAUGAUGAGGCUGAGAGUGCGGAAAGCUUCUCAGCAGCCCAGCGCUAAACCGAAACCUGGUCCCAAAUCCAGCCCCGGCCGUCAAGCCCAAACCUCACCCCCACGCCCAGCCCAGGCCAAGAGGAAACACUGUGAGGUGGAGCCCACUGCCCCGACCAGGAGAGGCCUCAGAAUGCAGAAGAAUGAGACGGGCCUGUUUUCCACCAUCAAGAAGUUCAUCAGGGGAAAUGCUGUCAAGGUGGAGCAUGACAUCCCAGCGAAGAGGAGUCGUAUUGAUUGUAAAGUGGACAGCAGCAACCUGAUCACGUCUUCUCCUCACCCUCCCAACAAAGCCAUCCCCAGGGGCUGCCGGAGAGGAGCUAACAUACCUGAUCCAAUGACGUUGAACAGUAAGCCCAAUGGUAAACUGGAGGUCCCCGGGGAGGAAGCCAGCAGUCCGCCUCGCACUACUCUCCUUGGGACCAUCUUCUCGCCAGUCUUCAACUUCUUCUCACCUGCAACUAAGACGGCCACUCUUGGGUCUGACUCACCUGGGCUGGAGGCUGAGGAGAUUGUGAAGCAGCUGGAGGUGGAGGCAGUGGAGGAGAUGCCCACCUGUACCCCCACAUCUGCGGAAGGCAUCGUCCUGUCCCCUGUUGCCCUAGCUCCAACAGUACCACCACCACCGGCUCCUCUGGCUGCCCCAGAACCAGCCGUCGAGGAAGGGGAGAUGGUUACAGAAACAGAUAUGCCCCCUCUAUCAGCUCCAGGAUGCACCCCGGUUAGCUGUUACCCCCACGCCCCUCCCACGGCCCCUGCAGACGGCACCUACGAGGAGGACUGGGAAGUCUUUGAUCCGUACUUCUUCAUCAAGCACGUGCCUCCGUUGACGGAGGAGCAGAUAUCCAGGAAACCAGCACUGCCUCUAAAGACACGCAGCACACCCGAGUUCUCCCUGGUCCUAGAUCUGGACGAGACGUUGGUGCACUGUAGUCUGAACGAGUUGCAGGACGCAGCCCUGACCUUCCCAGUGCUGUUCCAAGACGUCAUCUACCAGGUGUAUGUGCGGUUGAGGCCGUUCUUCAGAGAGUUCCUGGAGCGCAUGUCUCAGAUUUACGAGAUCAUUCUGUUCACUGCCUCUAAGAAGGUGUAUGCAGACAAGCUGCUGAACAUCCUGGACCCAAAGAAACAGUUGGUCAGGCAUCGGUUGUUUCGGGAGCACUGUGUAUGUGUUCAAGGAAACUACAUCAAGGACCUGAACAUUCUUGGAAGGGAUCUUUCGAAAACCAUAAUAAUCGACAAUUCACCUCAAGCCUUCGCCUAUCAGCUUUCCAAUGGGAUUCCCAUCGAGAGCUGGUUCAUGGACAGGAAUGAUAACGAGCUCCUCAAGCUGGUGCCUUUCCUGGAGAAGCUGGUGGAGAUGAAUGAGGACGUAAGGCCUUACGUCAGAGAGCGGUUUCGUCUUCACGACCUCCUUCCUCCAGACUGAUCUGUGAUUGGCUGACCCAGCAGGCUAACCCAUAGAAAUAUAUAAUGUAUAUUUACAUUAGAAUAUUCAUUCCAAUUCUGUGGGCUAGCCCUCCAGUAAAUGGAGAGGGAUGCCUUCCCUUCAACACGGUGGAGAUGAGGAGAAUCAAGUUCAAUUGACUCUAAUGGGGAUGCUGUUCAAAUGGAUCUCUGUCUACAACUAUAGCAUUUUCAUUACCGAUGACAUUUUUUAUGAAAAUACCAACAAAACACCGUUACAGAGGACUUUUUUUUUUACAGAAAACAACAAAACAAAACACCAACCUCUAUAAUUCCUGAAGCUAUGUACAGUUUUGAGUUUAUGUUUUGUAUACUCAAACUAAACUGUUAUACUCAAACUAAACUGUACCCCCAGAGUAGAGUAGUCCCCUUGUAUUGUAAAAGGCUUCUUCCUGGACGGACCUCUCGUUUAUUCUUGAAAGCAGGGCCCGUGUUUGUUAGGGCAUAAACGUCCACGUAGAACCUCUCCAAGUCGGACCGUUUUUUUCUUCUGUUUGGUGCCUAAUGAACAAGACCAUGGCGACUUUCUGGGAGAUGUUUCUCAUCUGCAGCGACAGUUUUGGACUGACUGAACUGAAUGUCAUGCUGUAUUUUGAGUGAGGACCUGACUGCUCCAGACUUAUUUUAACAGGAACGGGCAGUCAAACCUGUAUAGUAUACACUCGGUUACAUGUAUAUACGACAUGUGUAUAUUUUUUUCUUCAAGGUUUUUAAAAACUUUUUUCAUUGUGCUUCUGAUUUUAGCAUUCCUCUUUGCCCUUUUUUUUUUUUUUUUUUUUUUAAACAAGUUGGUGUUACAGAUCUUCUGUUGUCUGCCUGAAAAUGUUGCAUCCCAAAUGGCAACCUUUUCCCUAUAUAGUGCACUAUGAUUGACCAGAGCCUUAUGGGCACUAGGAAGAGAAUAGGGUACCAUUUGGGACACGUUCUGCUUUUUAGACCCAUUAACUGCAGUUAUGUGGUCUCUAACAAGGUGCGGUUUAAAAAAAAAAAUGUAUCUUUUGGGAGGAAAUGUUUAUGAAAUCAUGAUGUGUAUAGGUUGUAAUAUUAAUGUAGUAAUAAGGUUUCACUUGAAGACCUUUUCAACAAGCCAUAAAGAUGGCCCAGAUAUUAACUUAGAACAUUUAUGAGAUUUCACCCCUUUUUAAAGAUGUUGUUUAAAAGACCCUUAAACUGCUCUGUUUUGGGGUGUGGUGAUGAUGGGUUUAGGGGAGGGAAGGGAGGGAAGGAGGGCUUCGGAUCUCCUGCACUUUUUGUUAAAAAAACAAUACCUUUUACAUCCAGCCCUAUGUAAAAUCCUUUUUGUACACAAGUUAUCACCUCAAUUGUUAUGUCCGGACUAUUUUGAAAUCAUAGCACCAGCAAAAUGGCCAACAUUGUUUUAUCUUUAAAUCUUGUUUUCAAUGCUGUUCUUAGUCUUGUGUGUGGAAUCUCUUAUGUACGAGUCUCCGUUUGGCCGAUAAGACUCCAUGUUGUCAUUGACCCUCUUGUCACUCCUGUUGUACUCAGUGUUACUCCAUGGUUUCCUUGAUCAUAAAUACAUUUUUAUACAA